AUGGUGAAUAGAAACCAAAAUGCUGAUGAUAUUAUACGGCAAGUUCGACAUGAUGAUAUGGCAGCAGAUAAUAAUCUAGCAGCUAUAGUCGAAAGAAUUAUAGUUCGAAAUGGGGUAAAUUUAGGCCUUAGAAGGCCAAAUUAUACAUCACCUUUGUCAGAGUAUAUCUUACAGGCAGAAGCACCCCCUAUAACCAAAAUCCCCAAAUUCACCAAGUUUAUUGGGGAUACUACUGAGUCUACUGUUGAUCAAGUGGCGAGAUAUUUAAUCAAGGCUGGAGAUAUGUCAAAUCAUGAAAGCCUUAGGAUAAAAAAAAUUCCAAGUUCUCUCACAAAGAAUGCUUUCACAUGGUUCACUACUUUGCCCCAAAGUUCGAUCCACACUUGGAACCAACUGGAAACAAUGUUCCAUGAACAGUUUUACAUGGGGAAAACGAAGAUAAGUUUGAAGGAGUUGGCUAGAAUCAAGCGAAAGGUCACUGGGCCAAUUGAUGACUAUCUAAAUAGGUUUCGAUUGCUCAAAGCUGGGUAUUUUACGCAAAUACCAAAGCAUGAAGUGGUCAAAAUGGCCACUGGGGCCUCGACUAUUCAAUUAGAAAUAAAUUAG
Lathyrus oleraceus (garden pea) is the source of this 606-nucleotide messenger RNA. RefSeq lists its product as uncharacterized. The transcript has a single exon. NCBI's taxonomy places the organism in Eukaryota, Viridiplantae, Streptophyta, Magnoliopsida, Fabales, Fabaceae. The coding region runs from base 1 to 606 and encodes 201 amino acids. The record is from RefSeq and is a predicted model, not a curated record.